AAAACAAAAUGUCAUGGGAGUUAUCUACCUUGACAGACCUUCCUUUGUAGGCCCUUAUCAUGUUCUGUGUUUGUGUAAAACCACAAACAUAAAACAUUCCUAAAUAACUCACACUGACUGUGAUUAAAUGAUAAGAAACAUGUUGGAACCAUAUGUUCAUAUUGGGUGUACAUAUGUGUGCCAUUUCUUGCUAAUUUCCUAUUUUACAGUUUUCUGGGUUAGUGCAGACCUAAUCUUUAUUUCUUUUGACUGAACAAUAAUGGUAACAUUUUGUUAUUCUAAGAAUAAAGACAUAUGAAAGCUAAACACUAUAUUGGAUCAUUUCCUGUUGCGCUGCAGCUCAGAGGGACGUUUCCUGUAUCUACAGCCUUAUGAGUUCUGCAUCACACUCAUUUAUAGUGUGUGGUAAAGUUUACUGUGCUGCACAACAUCCCUUCAGCGUUGCAUUCAAAGCACUCACGCUUGCUCGAUUUUAAAAAUAACCUCUCUAGUCUGCUUUUUGCCCAAUCAUACAUUGUAGUAACAGAAACGCAGUUGUUGUGCGAAGGAAAAUUGAAUCAAAACCAAAAACUGGAUUUCAGUUGCCUUACAGGGGAACAAAAAUACCACAAGGAAAAGAAAAUUAAUGUUUUCACUUUGUAAUAUGAUGAAAUUGAGUAUCUGGCUCCCCAUUUGUCUGCAGAAUAAUUUCUUGUUAUUUAUUAAAACUUACUCUAUAGAGAAAUAAAGAAUCAAAUUUAAGUCAAUUUACUUCUGUAGUCAGUAACCACAGAAAAAAACUGCGUUUAAACUGUGUUUAGCUCAGAGAGGAAGUUAAACAAGGGACUCAGUAUGCUCUCUGAUUGAGCGGACCUCAGUCUGCAUGGUGAUAAAAAAAAAAAAAAGAAACAGGGAGGGGAGGAAAAGAUUUUGAUCACAUGGCCACGAAGUCAUUCUGAAAGUAUGCUGGCAGGGUAUUGGCCACAGAAAUAUAAAAGUCCUUCACAGUGAGCUACCGUGUCUAUAUAGUGAGCAUCAUUUUCAGAGCUUUGAGUCAACCAGCAGAGUCGGGCUGGUGGAUACAAAACAGAGACGAAAGGGUGACGAAAGCAAAAAUGUCUAAUCAAAGCCUUGACCUGUCGACCACUCAGAGGAGCAUCACGCCUCCAUUCUCCAGCAGUUACACCAUCUGGUACAACACCCCCACUUCAACAGUCUCUUCUACCUCUCAGUUAGACAUCAUUGCAGCGAAUGACAUAACCUCCAGAGCAAACUAUGUCUACAGUUUCUUGGCUGGGCUAGGCUUCAUCGCAGGCUGCUUCGUGCUCUACAGCUUCAUCCAGACGUACAGAGCCCAAAGACGGCUGGCCUGGCUCGACUCCCUGCUCUGGGCCUUUUGUGGCUUCCAGCUGCUGCUCUUGCUCCUCUCUCUCCACGCUGUGGCCUACAGACCGGACUACAUGAAGACCACAGGUUUGGGCUGUGCUGCUCUCUCCUUCACCAUCAACACAGUCUCUCUGUGCGGCCUGCUGGUCUUAGUGUUAAUGGCUUAUGUCCUAACCCUGGAUCCACCAUCCCACGCCCUACUGAGGAAGCCUGGGGUGUGUGCAGCUCUGGUGAUCCUGACUUCUGUCUUGAUUUGUCUGCUGCUGGCUGGGCUUCGUGGACCGAGCCAAGCAAGUCUGCAGGAAGAGGACAAAUGUUUUAUGGAUCUAGUCUCUAAUGAUGUUUCUUAUGCAGCCGCUAGGUUGAGCCUGGCUUUUUUGAUUCCCUACAUCUUCCAAGUAGGACUUCUGAUAGGUGGCUGCGUCCGGCAGUGGAAAUCUAAAGGCCGUUUUCUCUCCGGCUCCGAGGAGGGUCCGGUGUUCCUGACAGUCACCAUGGUCAUGUUCUUCUGCCACCUCUUCUACAGCGUGGCGCUGGUGAGAGGAGCACAACUAAAAACGCUGGGCCAUCUUGAGCGUGCGUUUCUGAGCGUGGCUGAGUUUGUUUUGUUCUCAGGCAGCAGUGCCAGCCUGCUGCUCGUGCUGCUCAUGCACAGGCCGUGUCGAGAGAGUCUCCGCGGAGUGUUUAGGCAGCUGAGGGACUGCUGUCGGAGCACAGGGCACACGCAGCCCAACAGAAACAUCAUAGCUCCCCACAUUGAGAUCACAGACACGUUGCAGGACAUAGAGUCAUAGAGGACAAGAACCCUCUCAUCUCUGAGAACAGAACUCUUCCAAUGGAUCAAAUUAAAGACUAUUGACACAUGACGUAUUAGACAUUUUCUUAAUGUAACUUCAACGCUUUUGCUGUUUCUCUUAAGUGACAAUGUAAAUGUUUUUACAUACAUGCAUCUUCUUUAUAGUGUCUCCCGGGACUGAAAGUUAUUGUACAUUUUUAUUUUACAAAAAAAUAAAUGUUUUGCUGUACAUCCUC
This is a messenger RNA of Micropterus salmoides (largemouth bass), 2397 nucleotides long. RefSeq lists its product as uncharacterized. NCBI's taxonomy places the organism in Eukaryota, Metazoa, Chordata, Actinopteri, Centrarchiformes, Centrarchidae. The transcript is spliced from 2 exons. The record is from RefSeq and is a predicted model, not a curated record. Bases 1095 to 2159 code for a protein of 354 amino acids.